Molecule: messenger RNA, 867 nt
Organism: Pocillopora damicornis (cauliflower coral)
Lineage: Eukaryota; Metazoa; Cnidaria; Anthozoa; Scleractinia; Pocilloporidae
Product: lysophosphatidic acid receptor 1-A-like
Source: RefSeq, a predicted model, not a curated record
AUGUUUCCUAAACCAGAGUGCUUAACCUGGCUCACGAUAUAUUUUACACUUUCGUUUGCCACAGCAGCCUUUAAUGCCAUCACAAUUGUUGUCUUUAUAAAACAUCGUAAUCUUCGCAACCGUGGCGCCUACCUGAUCAUAAAUCUGGCUGUUGCUGAUAUGUUGGUGGGAGGUUUUAGCACAUUUGAUCUUUCUUACUUUUAUGGACAGACUUGCAAUAUUUGGAAGUCUAAUUCAGGAAGAAUUUCUUAUCUGUUAAAAUUCGCUAUUAUAUUUCUUUUUCUUGUCUGUUCCUUAGCAAAUGUUACUGCAAUUUCUUUAGAGCGCGUGCACGCAACAUUUUGGCCAUUUAAACAUCGCGUUUUGAAGAAGCGGGUUUACAACGUAAUAAUUGUUGUUAUUUGGAUUAUAGCUGGGAGCAUGUCAUUGGCUUAUAUAACUCUUAUAGAAUUUAACGCGCCGUCGGCAUUUUUUUAUUUAUGGAAUUCGUUUAAUGCGAUCUGUUUGUCGGUGAUCUGUAUCUCUUACGCCUCAAUUUUUGUAAAAGUUCGUUACAGUUCACAGGGUUUACACAGCAACGCUUCUACAAGGGAAAGAAAACUGACUGCCACAUUGUUUACUGUAACAUUUCUAUCUCUCGUUUUGUGGCUUCCUUAUGUUGUGAACAGGCUUCUCCUGGAAGCAUCUAACUUCUCUAUAAUGCCGCCUUUGCGCUUAGACUUCUUUUUGGUUUUUUUAUUUCACACCAACUCUUUCAUUAAUCCUAUAUUAUACCUUAUUAAAAUACCAGGAUUUAGGAGAGCAUUAAUUGCCCUAUUCAAAAUAUGUUGUCCACAGAACAGACAAGUGCAAGUUUUUCCGUACUAA